CAAAUGUAUGAUGAUCCAUGUUGUAUUGGCGUCUAAUAUUCCAGUUAUGACUCUGUUUUAAACGAAUUAAGCUAGGAAGAGCAUUAGGGCUGAAUUAUAGAAAUUCGUGGAACGAGCUAGCAACGACAUUGAUAGAAGCUGCAAGCGAAGUAAAUAUGAAACAACUAUAUGACGCAACGAAGAAACUGGCAAGAAAGUAUAGUAAAUCAGAGAGUCUUGGUCAAGGACAAAUAAAGCAAACCAACGACCGAGAUUCAAGUACUGCGGAACAGAUGAGUGUAACACUUUGAGGAACUUUUGAAUGGGUCAGCUUCACUGAAUCGCAUGGAUAUCAAAGCGGCACACAUGGAUCUUUUCUUGGAUUUCACUACGUCAACAAUCAAAGUAAUCACAAUGCAUGUAAGAAAACGUUUAAGCAAGAAUGCAUAAUUAAGUGCUCGGUUUCAGAUUUCGUGUGAUAACACAUAAAAACGUAAGUCGUCCUUAAAAACAUUUCUCCUCACUGCGUGACAAUGCAAAAAAGUUAUUCCGUAUAACGUUUGAUGUCAGUUUUAUUUGACUACACCUAUCAGUUUUAAAGAAUAACUAAAAUCAGGUCUAAACUGUUAACAGAUUUCUCGUUGCACAUGGGAAUCUGGCUAAAUUUUAUGAGCACUUUCAUUCAUCCAGACCGAUUUAUAAAGUACGCUGAUAGAAAUGCUUGUUAUUCACAGAUCAACCAACACUGUGUGUACUUCCCGUAAACGUAGAAAGGAGGUAACGCAAUAUGAUAUCUGAAACUGAAAAAUGACAUUUCUGCACGGUAGAUCACAGAGCCAUCGAAAAGACACAAACAGUUUGUUCACUUCAACCAGUUUGCCAUCAAAUGUGUAUUCCAACUAAUUUACAUACUACAACAUACACAAAAAAUUCUACUACUACUAACGCUACUAAUUAUACUGCUUUUAGUAAAAUUAAUGAUGAUAGAAAUUCCGAUAAUUAGUUAUGUACUUAAAACACCCCUACUACCAAUUUGAUGUCUAUGUUUUUUAAUCAGUGAACUCAUUAACAUUCCAUCGCCUACAAGUUUCAUCAUUUAUAUUCCGACAUUUGUGGUCAAGGUCAACUAUACAGUGGUAAUAUAUAAGUGCUUGAGAAUAGACAGUUUUCAUUACCUUCAACCCACUGUUACUACAAUCAUCAAAAUGUUGAUGAAUAAUUCUUGGUUACUGUUGGCCAUUAUCGCUGUAUUCGCAGUCUUCGUUCAAUCUGACUAUCAACCAUACGUAGUACCGGAUGACAUGCUACCGUAUGUUUUCUAUGACAAAUGUUACCGACCAGAUACUGGUAAACCUAACGAAGCAAUAGCACAACAAAAUCUAAUCUCUAAUGAAGGAAGCAAUAAGAUAAAAGCUAAUCUGGCGGGAACUACUCUAACAAAAAAAAAGCCAGGGAAAAGAACGAAAAAAAAUAGUAAUGGAAAUCAAGGAAAAGGACCGAAAAGAAAUAGUAAUGGAAAUCAAGGAAAAGGACCGAAAAGAAAUAGUAAUGUUCGGAAUAAAAGACGCCAAUAAAAGUGAUAGCAGUCACUUCAUUGAUACUGAUGUUAUCUAAAAUACGUGAUAAACAUUCAGGAUUGUUGUGCCUUUCUUGUGGAUUUUGAUUUGCUUUAUCAUUUUAUUACAUAACUUUAAAAUAAACGUUUGAGUCAUGUUUCCUUUUUUUUUUGUUGUUUCAACAUAAUGUUAUAUUUGCUAUAAAUAAAAUUAGAUAAGUUAACUUUACUCUUGUUACA
Schistosoma haematobium is the source of this 1774-nucleotide messenger RNA. RefSeq lists its product as uncharacterized. NCBI's taxonomy places the organism in Eukaryota, Metazoa, Platyhelminthes, Trematoda, Strigeidida, Schistosomatidae. Bases 1185 to 1553 code for a protein of 122 amino acids. The transcript has 10 exons. The record is from RefSeq and is a predicted model, not a curated record.